Molecule: messenger RNA, 723 nt
Organism: Lachancea meyersii CBS 8951
Lineage: Eukaryota; Fungi; Ascomycota; Saccharomycetes; Saccharomycetales; Saccharomycetaceae
Source: the annotation of a GenBank genome assembly
AUGGCGUCUCCAAGCGGCUCUCAAUAUGAAAGUUUAGCGAGUGGUAACAGUAACAUUGCCAUUCCACAUCCCUUUUCAACACCGCAGGCCACACCCGUGGGCAAACAGAACCCCAGGCCUCUCUCGCCGCCACGGUCUGAAACCGCCAGUGGGACCUCCUGCUUUUCCAAACAGGGCGUUUUGGUCAACCAGGUCGCAACCGUGUUGUCUGCCUUGACGUCGAAGUUUUCCAACCACCGCGUCAACAACACCAAGCCGCACCUGGUGGCAUAUUUGACCAAAGUCAUCAAACGCACCAAAUGUUCCAAGAAGAUCGUUUUGUUGUCCAUUUUCUACUUCCACAAAUUGUACACCCGCAAGCUGGACUCGAUUACCAACUUGCCCGAGUUUUCCAGAUGCUCCAAACGCGUUUAUCUGUGCUGCCUUAUCCUGGCUCACAAGUUUCUUAAUGACCAGUCAUUCUCAAUGGCGUCGUGGCAAAAAAUAAGUGGAUUGUCUUGUAAAGACAUAUCCACGAUGGAACGCUGGUGUUUGAACAAGCUUGAUUAUGAGUUGUUCACAACUGAUUUGGAUCUCACGGCAUGGUGCGAUAAACACAUUCACAACGAGGUUGUGGAAAAAGACAGCUGUAGUAGGAAGAGAGUUCGUGAUCUAGAAUCGGACUCAACAACAUCCCUUCCAAACAAAAGGUUACAUAGCUCGAUAGUAAUUACCAUCAAAUAA